GCCUGCUGGUCUGGAAAAUGAAGAUCUCUUCAGUGGUCAUACUUCUCCUUACUAGAGUGUUCAUUGCCGAAGUGUGCCAGGCCAUCAAUGCCACCAUCACCCCGUCCCCCUUCACGUUGGCCCAGGAGGGCGAGAACGUCACCCUGACCUGCCAGGUGUCCCAGAGACGACGCUCCAGCAGCCUGCCCGUGGUCAAAUGGACCUUCCGGCCCGAGCAUUCUUCCAGCGACGAAGAGCACCUCAUCGCCAAGGUCAACAUGAGAAAGGCCAGGUUCUAUGGGAACUAUACAAAGAGCUUCCCCUGGCCUAAGCUGAAACUGACAGUGGUCAAGCAGGGGAAGAUUUUCGACCUGCUCAUUAUGAACAUCUCAGCGGCGGACCGAGGACUCUACAUAUGCCGCGUGCAGGAGUUCAAGAGGCACCAGAGCCGAUGGAAGGCGUCAACGAACUGCACGGCCGCCACCGAGCUUAGAGUGCAUGUCCGACCAGUGACCAAGGCCAAGGAGAGUCUGUGGAGUCUGUUUGAAGACAUGUACCUGUGCGCUGCGCUGCUCUGCUCUGUGGGACUGGUGUGCAUGUGUAUGUUCACCGUGGUGGUGACCUGCCAAUAUGUACAGAGGAAGAGGUUAAAAGACAGCUACCAUUUGGUCAAGAGCCCUCAGAACAGUUCAGGGGAGACGGUGACCAGUCUAGUCAGUGUGUCUCCUGCCCUGCCCAAAAAGCAGAGGAGGUACAGGAGGAAACGUAGCAAAGAGCAGUCCGAGAUACCACCAGAGAUACCAGCUAAAGCACCCAUUGCAGACAAAAUCCGAAAACCCAAACUUUUAAAGGCGCAGCCGAGGAAAGUGGUCUUACCGAAGAUUGCAGAGGAAAGCCUGACUUAUGCAGAGCUGGAGCUGGUUAAGCCUCUGCCGGACAACAAAGCCUCGUGCACAGGGACUGUAUAUGCCGAGAUCCUCUUUAAGGAGAGGCAAGUGUGAGAAACACACCACUAAUAUCUUUAGGCUGUAGCUCAUGUACAUGUUAUAUUUAUGAUCAGUAUUAUUGUUUCAUAUUGUGUAUUUCAGUCAACGGUGGGAGGUAGUUUUUCUUUACAAAGCCCAAAUAAGACGAGAUACAAAUGUGUUUUCUAUUUUGAAAUUUUGCUUUUUUAUUUUACAUAAGACAUCUUAUAUUCUUAUAUUUUUUAAAUGUUCAACCCAAAUGCCUUGUCCCCCAAAACAUCUGCAUGAUGUCUGUCAUGUUCCGCUAUGUAAUUACUGCAGUACUGCAGCUGCAAAGCUUGACAUUAAGGCAACAAUUAGCCACCUGCCCUCAGGAGAUAAGUUUGUGUUAUCACGCCAGCGCUUUCAACUGGUGCCAAAGUCAACGGGCUCUUGGGACACACUGUCAUCAGCUGUGAUCAGCUGUAAUCAGCUGUGAUGGAGCAGUUUAACAGGCUGCAAACUAAAGGCCUUGUUUGGUUUCACUUGUUUAUAGCACCAGUGUAUACCUCUCACCUGAAGAUUACAUAGCACAUAGCACAUCGUUAAUUAUGGUUGUUUUGUUUGUAGUUUUUAUAAGAACUACGCCAAUGACCAAAUGCCAUAUCGGUAUCUCUCAAGAUCUGUACAACAGCUGAGAUUUGUCGUCUGGUUUUAACUUUUCAGUGAAUUUAAAUGUGUGUAAAAAUGCUUAGUGAAUUUUUUCCGCUGUUUAAUGACCCCUUGGAUUGAACCAUGGAAAAGCGAGCAAAACACCAGGAUUUUCUUUCUCCCCCAGUGAACUUGAAACGCCAGACAUCUAGGCACCAUAACCAUGCCCUCCCCCAUCUCUCUCUCUAUCAUGCAUGCAGAUCUAUAUAUCUAUAAUCCCCAGGGUGGGAUUGUGUAUUGAGACGAAUCCAUGCAGGAAAAACCAAAUCCUUCCCACAUACAUUGACCUCAACGAACCCUAUCUAAAUCUAUCAAUGCAAAUCUACACAAUGACUCAAAGUAAACUUCCCUGGGGUGAGAGAAGCUUUAGAAAACCUUUUUAAACUGUGAAAAAAAAAUAUGAAAGUCUCCUCCAAACCACAUUGGAUUUAAUGGGAGGCCACUGCAUGGACCACUAACUAGAACCAUGUGUGAACGCUGAACUCUGCACUUUUCCUCUGCACUUUGUUUCAAGCAGAGAGUGCCGUCCAUUCCAUUUCGAGCUCCGGUGUUGUUGUUGUUGUUUGUCAUUUGAAUUGACGUACGAGCGUUUGUGUAUGUAAAUGUAUCAUAUGUAUCAUGUGCUGUAUAAACAUCAAGCGCAUAAGGAUGGUCAGUGGUUAUUAAUCACGUGUUGUCCUUGUGCUUUCUCGCAAACCUCCGUAGGAUUUCACAUCAGUGAAAAGUCAAUGGUAAUUCACGACAUGUGACAAGGGAAAAAUGGAAAAUAAACAAGUAGAAGACAAAUUAGAGAUGUUGUGGUUUGACCAUACCUCCAUAUUUGCUUAAUUUUGGGAAAUGGAAGGUGGGGUAAGGAGAGAGAGAGACUAAAUGAGAGUCGUGUGACUAAAUGAGAGUAGUGUGACAGGUCUCCAGAGGGACCAUAGGUAGUGACUUUAAAUACACCCCAAAAAAAGACAACUAUCUGCCUCCCUGGUCUGCACUCAUAUUAAACUACUGAAGUCAUCUAAAAAAAAAUUAUAAUAAAACAUGAUCAGAUCUCGAGUCUCCAGACGUUUCUGAAUUGCAGUGCACAGUAAACCGAGUGUAAAUCAGAGGUCUACCAGUAGCUCGCAGCCCACCUAUGUGUAAAUCGCCAAACAAUUCUGAAAGUACAUGCAAUUUGACAAGUAUCAGACCCCGCAAGCUCCCAGCUACUAUCUAAUCAACGCCACAUUGACAUUAUGCCACCCAUGGUUAGCCACUAUUGUCUCAAAAAGCCAAACCUAACACAAUAUCUGCCAAUUCAUGUACAGUAAUAUUGCCCCUGUCUGUGUGGUGCGCACAUUUUCUAUCACUCUGUGUGUAGCCAGUUGAUGUCAUAUCCAUCUUGUGGGUUGACAGAAAUACUUUCCCCAAAACCUUCUCAAUUAAAUGUUAAUGGCCUACCUGGCAGAAAUA
Molecule: messenger RNA, 3074 nt
Organism: Salvelinus namaycush (lake trout)
Lineage: Eukaryota; Metazoa; Chordata; Actinopteri; Salmoniformes; Salmonidae
Product: V-set and transmembrane domain-containing protein 4-like
Exons: 8
Coding region: 18-980 (320 amino acids)
Source: RefSeq, a predicted model, not a curated record